CACAGAUAGGAUUUCCAGUGAUCAAAUAUUGAUAACCUUAAAACAAUCAUGUCGGCAGGAUCGUCUCAGCUCGAUUUGCAGGCCCACAAGAAAAGUGUUUUCGUGACACAGCUUCAUCAAAGGGAGGAUGAAGAUGAAGAAUUUCGAGCAUUUCCCAUUGUGAAAGAGUCAGGAGAUAGACUGAUAGAGACAGGUAUAAACACAUUACAGAAAACCCUUCUGCUGAAGAAAGAGGUGGAGAUAGAGCAAGUCCAGUAUGAGCUGGCGUGUAAGAGACAAGAGUUCAAGGAGAGAAUGGAUAUGUGUACUCAUCAUCAGAUUGAAGUACAGAAGAAACAGCAACAGAUGAAAGACAGAGUGGCCAAAUUUGAAAAAUUCAUUAAAGAAAAUGAAGCAAAGAGGCGAAGAGCCAUCGAGAAAUAUCAGGCUGAGGUGAAGAUGAAAGAGCAGAAAACAAAUGAAUGUGCAGCAUUACUAGAACAGCUUGAAGAGUUGAAUGACAGACACAGAUAUUUACAGAAGAAGUUAGCAAGCUAUAAGAAGUAUGAAGAUUAUCUUCUCCAGGUGAUAGAUGCCAUGCCUGAAGAUUAUAUCCCAUCCAGUGAGGACAAGCUGAAGGGUUUAAUGAUGAGGCAUCGAACUCUGAGUGACUCCAACAAAGGGCUGGUCAGCAAUCUCGUCAACACCUCAGAUGAGCUAGAGAAAUUAAAGGUAGAGCUUGAGGAAUUAAAGCAGGAACAUGAUAAAAGAAAAGUUUCCAACAACAGUGAAUUAGCUAUUUUACAAAAGAGACAGGACAGUUUUAUUCAAGACAACUACAAGAAAGAAGAAAACUUCUUAACGGGGAAAGGAGAGCUUAGGCGAAGGAGAACUGAACUGGGUGUGAUAUUAAUGGCAAUUGACAAUAUAGCAGACAAGUGUCAGAAGAGGCUUGACAUUCCACUAGACAAACUGAGCUUGGAAGAAAAAUUAGCGAAAAUAAAGGACUAUCUUUGUGAACGUGAAGAGGUGGCGAGGCUAGCUGAUCCCAACAGAGCAGGUAGCCCUUCUCCUGAUACACAGAAAACCUCCCCCCAGCGAGGGAAAAGCAGCAAAAAGGGCAAGAAAGAACCAUCAAAGGGUGUCAGAAAGCCUUCUCCGAAAGUGACAAUUACCGUCAGUGAAACUUGA
Molecule: messenger RNA, 1170 nt
Organism: Liolophura sinensis
Lineage: Eukaryota; Metazoa; Mollusca; Polyplacophora; Chitonida; Chitonidae
Exons: 8
Coding region: 49-1170 (373 amino acids)
Source: RefSeq, a predicted model, not a curated record